AUUCUCUUUGAUUUUUUUCCAAGAUUAAUUAUUAUUCCCUGGUUUAAUGCAUUUGAUUUAAUCAGCUAGGAUUGCUUCCUCAUGACUUCGAACAAGUUGCUUUGAUUUUGUAGGAGAUUACUUCAUGAUGAUUCAAGAGGAGUUGGUGAGGUGUUGAAUGAAACAGUUUGUCUUCAUGAUAAAUGCGAGGGUUUAACUACCCAUUUUGCAAGGUCUGAUUCUAAUCUGGCUUGAGCCCUGGGUGAGCACGUUACAUUUUGGUUCAUGCGGCCAGAAACUGCACAGGGCAUAUUUGUUAACUUCAAAGACUUGUACUAUUACAAUGGGAACAAGCUUCCUUUUGCUGCUGCUCAAAUUGGCCAGGCUUUCAGAAAUGAGAAUCAAUCAUGGUUGGGUUCCCUUAUCAACACUAUAGUUGGAAAUUUGAAACUCUCAAUUUCAAAUAUUCAUAUCAGAUACGAGGACAGUGAAAGGUGUGACCUUGGAGAAACUCUUAGCUUCCUUCUGAGUGGGUCCAGGUUUUUAGAUAUGGCACUGAAGAAGGCAAACCUGCUGAUAGAAUUGUCAAACAGCACACUUAUAUUCUGGAACCAAUUACAGGAAAUGCAAAGUAUAUUCUGGAUGAUGUCAUUCUCUGUUUAUCAAAGUAUCUUGUUGUUGCAGGAUGGAUACAAAGAUAUGUUAAAACUAGCUGAUAAGUUUUCUGCCUUUAAUCAACGCUUAAAAUAUGCGCAUUUUCGUCCACAUGUUUCCGUGAAAUCUGAUCCUCAUUCUUGGUGGAAGUAUGCUUAUAGAGCUGUAUCUGACAAAGUGAAGAAGGGAAGAUUGAUGUAGGCAUUGGAUCUUCAUCAUUUGCAAAAUCACAGGGCCCGGAAUGACUCAUUGAUAGUGGAUGUUUGCCAGGGUCAAUAUAAGUCGACACUGGUUUGCCCAGCAUGUGGAAAGAUUUCAAUCACUUUUGAUCCCUUCAUGUAUUUGUCGUUGCCGCUACCUUCAACUACAACUCGGCAAAUAACCGUGACUGUGUUUUACGGCGAUGGAAGUGGUCUUCCUAUGCUAUACACUGUUAGUUUGCUAAAGCAAGGUUGCUGUAAAGAUCUUAGAGAACAACUAAGUAAUGCUUGUUGCUUGUUGCUUGAAUGCUGAUGAGAUUCUUCUGCUUGCAGAGGUUUAUGAACAUAAGAUUUUUCGAUAUUUGGAAAACCCCUCAGAUCUAUUGGCUCCAAUUAAGGAGGAUGACCACUUAUAGACUUUCUAAAAACGUUGUGGGAAGA
Humulus lupulus (European hop) is the source of this 1274-nucleotide messenger RNA. RefSeq lists its product as uncharacterized. Bases 265 to 834 code for a protein of 189 amino acids. The record is from RefSeq and is a predicted model, not a curated record. Gene Ontology annotation, cellular component: extrinsic component of membrane. Gene Ontology annotation, biological process: protein retention in Golgi apparatus; protein targeting to vacuole. NCBI's taxonomy places the organism in Eukaryota, Viridiplantae, Streptophyta, Magnoliopsida, Rosales, Cannabaceae. The transcript has 10 exons.